AUGAACUCAUCCCAUCAUUACAUAUCUCAGCAGGCCAUCGGGAUGUCGGGUCUGACGCAAGCGAAUGCGGUAGUCUUCCUGCCUUGGGUCAUCUCCCUCUUUGGAUGGUUCCUCCUGCUUUGCGGAGUGGCAGCUCUGCAGUCGGACUGCAGCUCUAGCGGUGCCAAUGCCAUCGUGCGUGCCGGCGCUGCGGGGUACUUCUCACCCGUCCCAUGCAGCCAGUGCGUUUAUGGUGUGGGGAGCUUCUAUGGCUUCACCUGGUGGAUCACCGUCUACCUGUUCAUCCUGUCCCUCCUCCUCCCCAUCCUGAUGACCAUCAACGGCAUCCGGCGCUUCAGAGCGGGCCUCAUCGGUCUGGUGGCGGUGGAGCUCAUGCUGCUCAUGGACCUCAUCAACUCCUUCCUCUACUUCAACACCAUCCCCACCGUCAGCGGGGCCCUGCUGGCACGCGGCCGCGUGGUGCUGGCCGGCGCCAUCAUCGCCGCCAUCGGCCUCUUCGCCGUGCUGAUCGGGCUGGGGCUGCAGGACGAGCGGGACCCGGAGCUGCACUCCAAGCGCGUGGGCGCGGGGAGCGGGGAGACGCGGGGCGGACGCUUUGUCGAUCCCGGCAACGACAAGGCCAACGUGGUGGCCUACAACAACCCCAUUGCCGAGGAGUAG
Messenger RNA from Auxenochlorella protothecoides, 660 nucleotides. RefSeq lists its product as hypothetical. Lineage: Eukaryota; Viridiplantae; Chlorophyta; Trebouxiophyceae; Chlorellales; Chlorellaceae. The record is from RefSeq and is a predicted model, not a curated record. The transcript is spliced from 6 exons. Bases 1 to 660 code for a protein of 219 amino acids.